GGAACAUUCGCACAUUGAAGCUUACCGAUUAAACGCAUGUGAUUGGCCGGAUUGAUCCCCACCAUAUGCCUCAAUUCCAACAUCUCGAGCUUCAUUAAGCUCCUCAAUAGCCGGACUAUAUCAUCAGAGAAGCCAAUUGGCAUCCCGCGACCACACACGACCCAACAUGCACGUCCUCCGAACGAGAGUGGCUUGCGUAGCCAGGCGAUCACGACCGACGUCCCUACGAAUAUCCCGCUCUUACGCCUCCUCCAACGGCCCCGAUGACCACGGAAACGAGUUAAAGGACACCCUCGGCGGCGACCACGGCGACCACGGCCACGAUAGCCACGGUCAUGACCACCACCAUGACCACCACCACGCCCCCGAAGUACCCGAAGGGCUAGGCACCGGCUUCUACGUCUUCGCCGCCGCCGCCCCCUUGGCUUUCCUCGGCUACCAGGUCACGCGGCCGGGCGCCGACGGCGAACCCUCCACCGCCACGACCUGGCUGCGGAAGUUCGACUACUUCAACGACUACGAGGAGCGCAACGCCCUGCGCACCAACCUGCUCGACCAGGCCUCCCACGACAAGCACCUGUUCAUGUACGCCGGCAAGAACCCGCACAUCGAGCUCAAGAUGCCUGAAUUAAUCGACUCGGGCUCGCCGUGGAACGUACCCGCGGGCUUCUACCCCAACCUCAGCCACGUGACGGAGCACUACCGGAAACAAGCCGCCGAGGAGGAAGAGAGGAAGUUCAAGAAACUCCAGCUACUAGCGGCGAAGGCGGAGGCGGAGGCGGAGCAGAAGAAGGAAGCGGCAGCGUGAGGGACCCAGACGUGACAUCGUCAUAUACACUAUCUCAUCCUCAUGCGGCGGACGUACAUAGCAUAGACCAAGAAUCCAACGCGCAGAUGGCUACCUACCUAAGGAGUAGCUACUUUUUGUUUUGUUAUUCGCUGGCUAUUCGCAGCGCUAAGGAUUUCCGCAAGUGAGAGUGAUAUACGUGUUGUCUUAUAUUACUCGGGCCAGGUUCAGAUGGUACUAAUGGCCUAAGUAAUCCGGUGACCUAUAUAUCCAUGCCAGUGUAUUUGGUCCUCGAGUAUUGCUUUCUAUCUACUACUUAGCAUCCUGUCUGUAAGCGGAUCAACG
Molecule: messenger RNA, 1132 nt
Organism: Annulohypoxylon truncatum
Lineage: Eukaryota; Fungi; Ascomycota; Sordariomycetes; Xylariales; Hypoxylaceae
Exons: 3
Coding region: 167-808 (213 amino acids)
Cellular component (GO): mitochondrion
Source: RefSeq, a predicted model, not a curated record